Sclerotinia sclerotiorum 1980 UF-70 is the source of this 1533-nucleotide messenger RNA. RefSeq lists its product as hypothetical. The transcript has 3 exons. Lineage: Eukaryota; Fungi; Ascomycota; Leotiomycetes; Helotiales; Sclerotiniaceae. The record is from RefSeq and is a predicted model, not a curated record. Bases 1 to 1533 code for a protein of 510 amino acids.
AUGUUGUUCAAAUCAACCAUAACACUCAGUCUCGCAUUGCUAGGAUCUCUCAUUUCUCCAGCAGGCACCACAUUCGUUAUCCAAUGCUACAGUCGCCUCGUUGACGAGCGCGUCGAUCCAGUAGUCAGUCCUGGAAUCCUCCCGGCAUCUCAUGUCCAUGCUAUUGCUGGUGGAAGUGGAUUCAGCGCUAAUAUGACAUAUGCCGAUGCUCGUGCUGCUAAAUGUGGUACAUGCAAUGUAGAGGAAGAUUUGUCAAAUUAUUGGACUCCGAAGCUUUAUUACAAGGCUCAGAAUGGUAGUUUCAUUUCUGUGCCUAUUAAUGGAGAUGAUGGGUAUGGAAAUCUUGGUGGAAUGGCUAUUUACUAUCUUCAACGUCCAGGUCCAGAUAAUGAUCCGCUCGUUCCGUUCCCUGAGAAUUUUCGCAUGAUUGGGGGGGAUACAAAUCGACGAAGUUUUAACAGCUCUUCUUUUGCAGACCGAGCUGUUAGUUUCAGAUGUACUGGAACAGAUCUUCAAACAAAUGGAUUCCCAAAUAUAAACUGUCCAGAUGGUCUCCGACUUCAAGUUACCAUGCCUUCUUGCUGGGAUGGGGUCCAUGUAACUGCCGCGGACUACAAAUCACAUAUGUCGUAUCCUGUGGAUGGCGACUAUGACGGUGGUCGUUGUCCAGCUUCACACCCUCAUCAUAUGGUGACUUUAUUCUUUGAAGUUACAUAUCGCACCGACCUUUUCGCGAAUGACUGGUAUGGCAAUUCUCAGCCGUUUGUUCUUGCUAAUGGUGAUACUACCGGUUAUGGAUUUCAUGGUGAUUUUGUAAAUGGCUGGGAUAUUCCAACACUCACUAAAGGAAUCAACAACUGCCUUGAUGGCCAACCAAAUUGCCCUGCUGAGACAUUUACCUUUUACGAACAAUCCGAUACCCAAGAGUGCAAACUCGCGCCUUUGAUCAACGAGCCCGUAAGCGGUGUUCUUCACGCGCUUCCUGGUUGCAAUGCACCUUCUUCGGGCCCAGCAGAGUAUACACCACCUGCCUGUCCCCAGGAUGCAGCUUUGACAAAGUCACUCCAGACUCCACCAUCCCACUUUAACCCUGCUGCCUCCACCGCCGCUACACUGCCAAUUGGCAUUGUCGAUCUAAGCACUUCCAAAGGCUGGACUUAUCUCGGAUGUGGAACAGAUGAUGCAGGAAACCGAACAUUGAAUGCCGAUUGGGAGGGCAACAAUUCCAUGACCAUUGAAACUUGUGUUGAUUUCUGUACAUCCAAGGGACAUACAUAUGCAGGCAUGGAAUUUGGAAGUCAAUGUUAUUGCGAUAACAGGCUAUCCGCAGAUCGAGCACCGGUUACUGGAAUGCUAGGUGACUGUAUUAUGCCUUGCGCUGGGAACAGUUCCGAAAAAUGCGGCGGUAAUGCUGCCAUUACACUUUACCAGAAGUGUGGUGCACAUGGAUGUGCUCCCUCUAGUGCAUCAACCACUGCUUCUGCUCAUUUACAGAGUAAGAGAAGUAGGGUUAUGAGGGUUCUAAAUAUUUGA